UUGAGUUAUAACUUAUAACUUAUAAUUUAUCAUUUAUUUUGUUUAUUAUUUCAAAGAAACAUUCGUUAUUUUAAUUUUUUCGUCAAUAAUUUAAAUCGUAAUAGGCAUGUAUUAUUAAGUUUAUCUCGUGUCGCGUCGAAAGCGCAAACGUUUUUACUGAUGUAAGUAACUCACUAGCUACUUAGUCUACGAAAUUUCGUUACGUUGACCAUUAUGUUUUCGCUGUGCAAACAAACCCGUAUACCAACUUGCGUAGAGCAUGCAAUUUAUUGUUAUUUCUUUAACCGUGUGGAAAAAUGUCUGGUGGUAGCCGGAGUCAACAUUCUACGGGUCUAUCGACUGGUACCGACGGAUACAACAUGUCAGCCACCCAAAACCAAAUUUGAAUGUCUAGCCCAAUACACGUUAUUUGGCAAUAUCAUGUGUCUGCAGUCGGUAACAUUAUGUCCAAGUUCACCAGACGCCUUAUUACUUAGCUUCUCUGAGGCCAAGUUCAGUUUAGUUGAGUAUGAUCGUGACACACACAGUCUACGUACAUUAUCGUUACAUUAUUUCGAAGACGAUAAAUUUAAAAAUGGCCAUACUCAACAUUGGAGUCCACCAUUGAUCAGAGUUGAUCCAGAUGGUCGCUGUGUAGUUGGCUUAGUCUAUGGAAGUUAUUUUGUUGUUCUACCAUUUGGCCGUACAAUCGAUGACAAUGCUAAAGGCGCUCAAGUUAUGCCUAGUUAUACUAUACCAAUAUCUACAAUAGAUCCCAAAAUGAAUAACAUUAUGGAUUUUGAUUUCUUACAUGGAUAUUAUGAGCCAACUUUACUUAUUCUCUAUGAGCCAGUUAAAACUUUUGCUGGACGUAUAGCAGUAAGGAAAGAUACAUGUGCAAUGGUGGCUAUUUCACUAAACAUUCAACAGCAUGUCCAUCCAGUAAUUUGGUCUUUGGAUUCACUUCCAUAUGAUUGUCAAAAAGUAAUUGCUGUAUCUCGUCCGAUAGGCGGUGUUCUGAUAAUGGCUGUUAAUUCACUAAUCUACCUCAAUCAAAGUGUACCUCCAUUUGGUGUUGCUCUAAAUUCCAUAGCUAAAACUUUAACAAACUUUCCUUUAGGACAGCAAGAAGACAUUAAUCUUGUUUUGGAUCGUGCUACAUCCACAUUUAUAUCAAGUGAUAAGCUUGUGACAUCAUUAUGUAACGGUGACCUCUAUGUGAUCACACUGUAUGCUGAUAGUAUGCGUGCAGUAAGAAGUUUUCAUUUUGAAAAAUGUGCUUCUAGUGUUCUAACUACAUGUAUAACUGUAUGUUUAGACUCAUAUCUGUUUCUUGGGUCCAGACUAGGAAAUUCAUUACUUUUGAGGUAUUAUGCUCGGUCUCAGAGCAAUGAUGAUGAACCUAGCAUUAAACGUAAAAAAACCGAUGAAACUGAUGAAGAUCUCAUUGAAUUAGAAGUAUAUGGUAGUGAAGUACAGACAUCAAUUUGCUUAGAAAGUUAUAGUUUUGAAGUAUGUGAUAGUAUUAUAAAUAUCGGACCAUGCAGUCAAGCAUCUUUAGGAGAGCCAGCAUAUAUUUCGGAUGAACUUAGUAGCGAUGAACAUGAUGUAGAAUUAUUAUGUACAUCUGGUCAUGGCAAAAAUGGAGCACUAAGUGUACUUCAUCGUUCCAUUAAACCUCAAUUAGUCACUACUUUUCAUUUAGAUGGUUAUAAAGAUAUGUGGACUGUUCAUGGUGAAAAUGAUUUCCACUCAUUUAUGAUAUUAACAAACUUAGAUUCAACUUUAAUUCUUCAAACUGGACAAGAAAUCAAUGAAUUGGAUUCUUCAGGCUAUGCUACACGUGAGCAUACAGUUUUUGUAUGUAACAUGAAUAAAUUUGUUUUACAAGUCUUAAGGUAUUCUGUAAGAUUGCUUAAUGGUUCUGAACAAUUGCAAAGUGUGUCCUUGGAUUUCGGUUCUCCAAUAAUACAUGGAUCUAGUUGUAAUCCCUAUGCUGUCUUGUUGACUGAAGAUGGACAAAUAAUAGUGCUAACUGUAAAAUCAACAGGAAGGAUUUUACUCAUGCGACCUACAAACUUUGAACAAUUACCACAGACAAAAACUCUGGCUGUGUACCGUGACGUAAGUGGCUUAUUUUCAACUACAAUGCCUCAAGCCGAGAUCCCUUUAACAGGUCCAAAAUUAAAGCACGAAAAUUUUGUCAGUGAUUAUGUAGAAGAUGAAGAAGAGAUGUUGUAUGGCGAUACAAGAGAUCCUUCCUCUAGAGAAACAUCUCAUAAUUCAGUUUCUAAUAAAAACACUAUGUGGUGGUUAAAGUUUUUAGAACAACCAACACCAACAUAUUGGGUUGUUUUAACCCGAGACAAUGGGUACAUGGAAAUUUAUACCUUACCUGAUUUUAUAAUAAAAUAUCGAGCAGCCAACGUUGAUGAAUCUCCUAUGGUUCUUAAAGACAGUUUAGAAGAAGGUUGUUAUUUUCCUAAAAAAACUGAAAUCAUAAAAGAAAUUUUGUUAGUCCCACUAGGAUACCAAGACAAAAGACCUAUUUUGUUUGUUAGAUUAGAUAAUGAGGUGGUUAUUUAUGGUAUACAUCGACAUCCAGAAGGUACAUUAAAGAUGCGUUUUCAUAAAAUGACUUCAUUGCUAACAUUUCAGUCAAGAUCGGGUAAUCUCCUGGAAGGAACUUCAUUGCUUCGUUAUUUCAGUAAAGUUGCUGGUCACAAUGGUGUUUUUAUCUGUGGACAAAAUCCUCAUUUAAUUUUACUCACUGUACGAGGCGAACUACGGUGUCAUCCAUUACACAUAGAUGGACCAAUUAUUUGUUUUGCUCCUUUUCAUAAUGUUAAUUGUUCUCAAGGUUUUCUGUACUUCAAUUCCGAUCACAAGUUAAGAAUUUCUAUUUUGCCUACACAUUUAUCAUAUGAUGAACCUUGGCCAUUAAGAAAGGUUCCACUUCGUAAGACACCACAUUUCAUAGCUUACCACUUGGAAACAAAGACAUAUUGUGUGGUGACUUCAUCAUCUGAAUUAUCUGCAGCAUAUUAUCGAUUUAAUGGCGAAGACAAAGAACUGACUACUGAAGAACGGGAUCCUCUGUUUCCGUUACCCAGUCAUGAAGUGUUUACGUUGGAACUGUUUUCUCCUGCUUCUUGGGAACCGAUACCAGAUACAAGCAUUGAGACUGAAGAUUGGGAACAUAUUACUUGUUUGAAAAAUGUCGCUUUGGCAUAUGAAGGAGCUCGUAGUGGUCUCAAGGGUUAUAUAGCAAUGGGUACUAAUUACAGUUAUUCAGAAGAUAUCACAAGUAGAGGACGUAUAUUUUUAUUUGAUAUUAUUGAUGUUGUCCCAGAGCCUGGUAAGCCAUUAACAAAAAAUAAAAUAAAAAUGAUAUAUGCUAAAGAGCAAAAAGGUCCUGUAACAGCUAUUACCCAUGUAGUUGGGUUUUUAGUGACUGCUGUAGGACAGAAAAUUUAUAUUUGGCAGCUCAAAGAUAAUGAUUUAAUUGGCAUAGCAUUUAUAGACACUGAAGUCUAUGUCCAUCAGAUGUUAAGCAUUAAAAGUUUAAUAUUAGUUGCUGAUCUCUUCAAGUCUAUUACACUCCUGCGAUUCCAGGAAGAAUACCGUACACUGUCUUUAGUAUGCCGUGAUUCAAAACCAUUGGAGGUAUUUGAUAUUAAUUUUCUUAUUGACAACGCUGAACUUGGUUUCUUGGCUUCGGAUAGAGAUCAAAAUUUGCUCCUGUACCUUUACCAACCAAUGGCUCGUGAAAGUUAUGGUGGCCAACAUUUAAUACGCCGUGGUGAUUUCAAUAUAGGGUCUAAUGUAAAUUCAUUCUUCAGACUUCGCUGUAAACAAUCCACACUUCCACCUGAACGACGAGAGGCUAUUGGCUCUAAUAGACGACACGUGACCAUGUAUACCACCUUGGACGGUUCAAUUGGGUAUAUUGUACCUAUACAUGAAAAAAAUUAUAGAAGGCUAUUAACAUUGCAAAACAUGUUAGUGCGGAAUAUAUCACAUCUAGCUGGAUUAAACCCAAAAGCUUACCGUAGUUUUAAAGCAACUGCUCCUGAGAGAAUGAAUCAAGCCAGGAGAGUAAUUGAUGGUGAGCUUGUAUGGAUGUAUGUGACAUGUAUGAAUGCUAGACAACGCAAUGAAAUUGCCAACAAAGUCGGUGUAAAGACAAUAGAGUUGUUACAAGACAUUUAUGAACUAGACCGGACCACUUGGCAUUUUUAAUGCCUGGAUUUUUGUGUUGAAAAUAAGUUCCUAAUAUGUCUAACUGCAACGUAACAAUAUUUUGUUGUAGACCAUCAAAUUUGUGUUCUAGAACAGGGUGUUAUUUAAAAAAAAAUUAAAAACCUAUCAUUGGAUUUUUAAUUUUACGAUAGGUAUAUUAUACCUAGAAAAGUAUUUUAUCACUGGCAUGAAAUAAAUUACUGAUAUAUUAUGUGUAAAAAAUUGUUAUGUAUUAAUUCUAGUUUUGUAUAAAAGAAAAAAAAACUUUUUUUUUCAUGUGUGUACCUUUGUAUAUAUAUUUUUUCUACUUAAAAAUUGUAUUUCUUUUGUAUAUUUUUUUCAGAAGCAGAUUAUUUUAAUGAUUGUUUUGAGAUCAUUCUUGUAACCAGAGUUGAACUAUUAUUAUUUUAUUGAUUAUUGUGCGUCUAAGAUUAUAGUAUAUAGUUUAUUUAAUGCCUACUUAUAGAUCUACUAAACCUAGUACUGUAAUAUUUAAAAGGGCUGACCUAUUUAUAAGUGCACAAUUAUUAGGGGUCUAGUAUGUGUAUAUAGUUUAUUUAAUGUAAUAAUCCUUACGUAUAACUUUCUAUGAAUACUAAAUAGUGUUGUAAUAUUCAAGAAGUACGUACUUGCCCGUUUCAGCGUAUACAAUUUUUAGGGAUUUUAAGAGAGUAUUAAGUGUUUAAUAAUAAAAUAUUUUGACCUAAAAAACUUUCAUUUUUACAAUGAUAACAAAAUCAUAAAUAGUAAAACUUUGUUUUAUUACUAAAUUACUUAAUGCCUAUAUUUUAUUAUUUAAUAUAAACCUUUAAUUUUUUUU
Messenger RNA from Rhopalosiphum padi (bird cherry-oat aphid), 5041 nucleotides. It is a transcript of the gene CPSF1, whose product is annotated as cleavage and polyadenylation specificity factor subunit 1. NCBI's taxonomy places the organism in Eukaryota, Metazoa, Arthropoda, Insecta, Hemiptera, Aphididae. Bases 214 to 4221 code for a protein of 1335 amino acids. The record is from RefSeq and is a predicted model, not a curated record. Gene Ontology annotation, cellular component: nucleus; mRNA cleavage and polyadenylation specificity factor complex. Gene Ontology annotation, molecular function: protein binding; nucleic acid binding. The transcript has 4 exons.